AUGUCCUUCCUCUGUGUGAGAGGAGAUUCACAGCUGCAUCUGCUGCUUUGCAUAACCAUUAUGCAUGAGAAACCUGAAGCCCUGGGCCAGCCGUCUACACCAGCUCUUAAACAGACGUAAUUCACAUAGAUUUGUGUGUACACUGACGAUAUAUAACACUAAUUUCCACCUCACCAUUAGAGUCCACAGUAAAGCACACAUUAGGACCUGCCAUCACACUGAUAUAUAAACUGAAUACAGAAUGUCAGUGUGAUUACAGAUUCCUGGGCUGUAUUCACCGCUGGUGGUAUCUCUUUACUUUUAAUGGCUUAUAAGCCUCUAUAUCCCCCAUUUAUUUCUGCUGGAGUUUGGUCCAGAGAAUAGGCGCUAUAGAUUCAAAUGACAAGUUAAUCCAAGGGAGUUUUGUAGGUAGGGGUGUGUGUGUGUGUGUGUGUGUGUGUAUGUGUGUGCGUGGGUCUGUCUUGCCCCGUCAUUACCACGGAAGGCGAGGACAGAGGGAGAAUGCUGUGGGAGUGAGCAUAAAAUGGUGGAGGGGAAUUGGGAGUGGAAUAUAAUAGUGCUAGUUUAUCAGAGCCAACUCUCAGUGGACAGAGCAGAAUAGAAGAGGUUGGACACACUACUGCCCAGGGAGUUCAACUAGGAGAAGCUUUCAGUGUGUGUGUGUGUGUGUAUACGUGUAUAUACGUGUGUACCCAAUUUUCUCUUCCCAGUUUUGUUGUUCUCCUCUUGAGAAAUAAAGUUGACAUCAUUAGAAAUAAUAUAUUUUCCUCUUUUCUACUGUAGGUAUGUCAUAAAAAAAUGUGUUUAUUCUGUUGUUGCUAGCAAUAUUCAUAAAAACAUUGGGGGGCUGCGGACACCCGGUUGAAUACCCUUGCUCUAACCUAUACCAUGGCUGAGUAUCAGUGUAAGAGCCUAACUGUCUUGGCCGUGGCCAGAAAGAGCACUCCCCCUGUGUCUGUAUGAAUCCCUAUGUCCUUAAACGAUGGCCAGCCAUUCCACUCUGUCUGAGCUCCCCAAAAUUAACAACCUUUCUCUGUUACAUCCAACCCCAUUCAGUCACCAUGACGAUGGUGGUCAACUGGUACAACCUGCACCCACGGACAUGAAGAGAAAUUCCAGUCGGGACAAAUGCUCUACUGUUACUAAUACCCAAUGCCCCUCCUCUCUACUGUGUGUCGGUGUGUGUGCGUAGAGACUGCUCUUCCGUACCCAUUAUCUGUGUGUUUAAAUAGGGAACCACUCCACUGUGCCUCCUCUCCCCUCAGCCUGUUCUUUACGUAACCAUCUCAAGCUCUUGGCCAGGACGUAAUUGCCGAAGAGAAUGUGUUAUCAAGUAACUGAAGAGGCUUUGAAUAAUUAGACCCUGCCCGCGUUGUUAUAAUGUUGAAACACAGCCUCCUGAGUGGCGCAGCGGUCUAAGGCACUGCAUCGCAGUGCUUGAGGCGUCACUGCAGACCCAGUUUCGAACCCAGGCUGUGUCACAGUCAGCCGUGACCGGGAGACCCAUGAGGUGGCGCACAAUUGGCCCAGCGUCGUCUGGUUAAGGGGAGGGUUUGGCCGGCCGGGAUUUCCUUGUCCCCUCGCGCUCUUGCGACUCCUUGUGGCGGGCCGGGCACCUGCAAGCUGACCACGCUCGCCAGCUGGACAGGGUUUCCUCCGACACAUUGGUGCUUCCGGGUUAAGCAAGCAGUGUGUCAAGAAGCAGUGCGGCUUGGCAGGGUCGUGUUUCGGAGGACGCAUGGCUCUCGACCUUCGCCUCUCCCGAGUCCGUAGGGGAGUUGCAGCAAUGGGACAAGACUGUAACUAUCAAUUGGAAUCACGAAAUUGGGGAGAAAAAAGUGUAAAAAAUACAAAAAUAAUAAUAAUGUUGAAAUACUUCUGCAUGCAUAGAAAGGAAGCUCGUUAGUAGUUCAGACCUCUUUAGCCUAGGAGGUAUGCAAUUUAAUAAAAAUGUUUAAUUAAGAGGAAUUAAUGGAUUAGAGUGAAGAGGUGCGGUCCACAUUACUUCAUUCUCCUGGGCAGCAGGGUUGAUUAUGAAUGUGUAAGAAAUAGACCUACUCUAAGAGGUGGUGAUGUGCCCAGAAGGCCAUUUAAUUUCACCAGCACACUAUUUUUAUCAUAUCAUUACUUUACCUGGGUGACAUGCCUAAUGGUCUCAUCCAUAAGCAGCAGAGUAGCUUCAGAAGGUCGUAUAGAAUAGGGCAUCACAAAACUUUUAAUCACUGGGAGGUAAUGCCAGAGUAUGUCAUUGUCUUACAUCAAAUAGCACGUUGAUUCCGUCAGCACUGAUCUGUCUCAUAUUUCGCAAAGGGUAAUGGGAUAGAUCAAAAGUAGUUCGACAUUCAAAAAUAUUACCUAGGUGACAUACUCCGCUGAACCCCAUUUCUGCCUCAAAACAGUCUAAAUUAAUCAAAGCUACUGUAGAACAAACAAUCUGUCAAUAAUGUUGAUGUUUUGUCUGUUGAGGACGUCUUAGUCCCACCGUUUUAUAUCUAGCUAAGGAUUUUUGUGUUUCAUGGAGCAGUUUUUCUGAAGUUUGACAAUGGGCACGAAAGCCAACAUUACAUAGCUUGCUAGCUGAGCCAGUCACUGAAAUGAUGCUAACCAACCAGCUACCUACUUUGGGGCUUCGCGUGAUGUAUUGUUGCCUCUACCUUCUUGCCUUUGUGCUGUUGUCUGUGCCCAAUAAUGUUUGUGCCAUGUUUUGUGCUGAUACCAUGUUGUGCUGCUGCCAUGUUGUGUUGCUACCAUGUUGUUGUCAUGUUACAUACACAAAAAAAUGUAUGCACGCAUGACUGUAAGUCGCUUUGGAUAAAAGCGUCUGCUAAAUGGCAUAUUAUUAUUUAUUAUUAUUAUGUUGUGUUGCUACCAUGCUGUGUUGUCAUGUGUUGCUGCCAUGCUAUGUUGUUGUUUUAGGUCUCUCUUUAUGUAGUGUUGUGGUGUCUCUCUUGUCGUAAUGUGUGUUUUGUCCUAUAUUUUCAUUUUUAAUCCCAGCCCCCGCAGGAGGCCUUUACCCUUUUUGCAGCACACACAAUGUUGAAUGCUUCCAACAAACACUAGCUAGUAAGCUACUGUAGUAGUGCUAAUGCUAACAUUAUUAUGAGUUUUCAUGAAGCAGCUGUCUGCCGCAAGUCAUUGUAGUAGCCUCCCGAGUCAGCUGCUGUACUCAGUUGACCCAACGAUACAAAGAUGCACGUUAGUGAUAGUGGAGAAACAUGCUGACUUACUACAACUUCAGGAUAAUUGAAACGGGCUAACCAAGCUUUUUAUGUCAGUAACUGUUAAAGGUAGAGCUAGCUAGAUAACUAACAUUAGCUAUGUCAGUAAGAUCGUUUUUUUAUUUUCUCACAAUUGCAAAAUCACUGUCAUAACGUUUUUAAUAAUUUAGUUAUUCUGUCUAUUUCAUGGAGAGUCAUACGAGAGCGUAGUGAUAUAACACAUUUGGAACUAUGUUUUCAUUGUUGAAUGUCGAAAGCUCUGGAAUAUUAAAAAUUUGAAAAUGAGUUCCACGACCUACAAGACAGAUCGGUUGAGAGACGAGCUUUGCGUAGGAGUGACGCCAUCUGACGUAAGAUACGGGUUGUGUUCGGGCAACAAGCCUACCGAAGCCGACUGUAGACGAAAGUCGUGUGUGAAGUCGGGGGAGCUGCAUCUGCGACAGCCGAAAGUCGGACACUGUAGUGCUUUUCCAACAGCAAGGCUCAGAUCAACAUGGCAGUGCCAACAUACAGUAGCUGCUAAUGUUUUGUUUUUAGGGACACCAUUGAGAGGAGCUAGUGAAUCCAUCAACGUUAAUGAAUAUGAGUUAAUAAGCAUGAUGCGUUGGGUUGUAGUGGGGUAAAUAUUGUCAUAUACAGUAUGUAGAUAUUAUAUAUAGCCUACCUCACAUGCGACCUGUGAUAAGACUAUGCAAUUAAUAUGACAAAGUCUAUUACAAUGUUUAUCUGACUCCAUAAAAUGAUUAAACGACAUGCAAGCAGGACUAUUGUUGAGUUACAGGAAUAAACUAUCAAGAAAGGUCUGAGAGUUAGAUUUAAUGACAUUGUAAAAUGAAAUUAAUUCACAUACAAGGCAUAAGCUUAAGUUACAAAGCAUUAACAAGCAUUACAAUCUAGGCAUGAUCAGAGAAGGAGAGAGCGAUACAAAGAAACCAUGGCUUGUGCCAUGGCCCAUAGCUCAUGGGAGAGAGACAGAGUAUAUCUCACCACAGCAGGUCGAGAAAAAAGAGAGAAAGAGACAAUUAAUCUAAGCCCCUUUUAUAACAUUUGAACAUGUUUGGAUUCAAAAUCUGAGUCGUUGACCAAUAGAAUACUGUAAAAGUGAACUUCCAAUCAGAUAUCAGACCUACAGGAUGUAAAAGCAAAAGCACCACUUGCUUCACAGAGAUGUGACAAUAGGGGGUUGGUGAGAUAAUGCAGCAUUCCGAAGACAACACAAAGGAAAUCCUUGCUUACAGUGUGAACAGUCACUUCGGGGGCAAGGCCUGCCACUACAAGGUCAUGUGUAUGUAUGUUUGUCUCUCUCUCUCUGAUGUCAAUGUGUUUGUAUUGAGCCAUUGGUAUUAUGACUGGCAGAGUUGGAUUACUGUUAAUGGGCUAAUACUGACUAUAUCAGUCAGGGAGGAGUGUAUGCGUAGGUGUUGUACUUUGGAGGUGUAAGUGUUCGUAUCCAUCAGGGAGCAGUGUGUGUGUGUGUGUGUGUGUGUGUGUGUGUGUGUGUGUACGUCUGUGUGUGUGUACGUCUGUGUGUGUGUACGUAUGUGUGUGUACGUCUGUGUUUGUGUGUACGUCUGUGUGUGUGUACGUCUGUGUGUGUGUGUAGGACAGUGGAGGUGUAAGUGUAUGUAUCCAUCAGGGAAAUGCAAGAGGAAAAAUGCUUGAGUAAAGCGAGACGAAAGCAUGCCCAGGAGAGCGGGAAGAGAGAUUGUGUGUCGGAGAAAGGUAGAGAGAUAGAAAUGCGAGAGGAGGAGGAGGGUGGGGGAGAAUGAGAUAGAAUAUGGGAUGAAAAAGAGUGGAAUGUGAGGGAGAUGAAAGCAAGGGAGUGGCAGAGAGCCGGAGAGAGAGCGGGAAUGGGAGGGAGAGAACAGGGAGUUGAUGGAAAUGUACAAAAUGUAACCCUCCGGAUUCAUUGUGGAGAGAGAUAGAGAGAUAGAGAGAGAGUCGGUGAGAAUGAGGAUGGAAAGGUGGGAGACAGACAGGGAAGUUGAAGAGAGAGGAGGAGGGAGAAAGAAUUAGGAGAGACUGAUAGAGUUGAUGGGGGAUGACAAACAAAGAGGGGGAAAGACGAGGAAGAGAGACUGGUAAGAAUUUUUUUAAAGUAGGUCAUGAAGAGCAAAAAUAAGAGUAAAGGGAUCAAGGAAAGGAACUGGCAUGGGAGGGAGUUAGGAGGGGUGGAGAGCCUGGAUGAGGAGAUAGAGGGAGACAAUGAGAUUUAGGGGAAAGAGGAGGGGGAAAAAGAGGGAGAGAGGUGGGAAAGCGGAGGAUAUGAGAUUUUGGGCUGUGUCCCUGAGGCCCAGAGAGUGAAUAGAAGAGCAGGAUUAGUCCCUGCAUGCAACGCUGCUUUCAUUAAUGGUAAUUACUGAGCUCAACUGGACUCGCUCUCUCCUUCUCUCUCUCUCGCUCUCUCUCCCCCUCUCUUUAUGUGGACAAGGUUAAAACGCAUUUGGAGGGCAUCCAUGUGUCUGUACGUUAAUAUAUUGUAUAAUGUGCACACAGUAUAAACAGGUCAGGUAUGACACGCACGCACGUGCGCACACACAAGACAAUACAACUUCACUGUCCAUAGUUACAGCGAACAACAGAAAUGUGUCUUCUGCUCUCUUCAUUUCUCAACCCCCCAACACACACACCUCUUAUGCUCUGAUCCCUGUUUGCCAGUGGGGGCCUGUGUGCAUCCUGACUCACUCUCCAUCCUCCCCUCUUCUCUGCUCCUCCGUCCUCCCCCUCUCCCCUCUGCUCUUCUCCUCUCCUCUAGCAGUCUGUGUUCACAAGGAAAACGUGUGUACGACGCUUGAAAUGGUAAUUCCGCUCUGCUUCUGUGGUGGUUUGUAUUUUUAUUCUCCCCUCUAUCUUCACUCGCUCUCUCUUCUCCUUGUCUAGUGUCUCUGUGGGAAUGUAUGAACUCAUACACGCCAGAGGCAUGGCGAGAGAAAGUCAGAAAGAGAGAGUGUGUUCUCUGAGUAUGUGUCACCUUUGGCCUCUCUCUCUCCUGAUCUCCUUGGUAUAGUGGUGCGGCUGUGUUGUAGUGUGGUUGUGCUGUCAGCCUGGUCACUGGAAACAUCCGUCGAUUUCGGGCGUUUAAAGUGGUCCUGAGGACGUCGAUAUAUGCCUUUCCCGGCACUCACCCCAAAAAAUGCUGCGUGCAGGGACUAUUGUGGCGUAGUAUCAUAUCGAAGGACAGAGCCAUCAAUAAGAAAGAAAACAAUGCAGCUGUGUGUGUGAAUAUGAGUGUCUAUAUGUGAUCAAAAGUGUGUGUGUUUAUAUGUGGAGCAGCUGUGUGAGUGGAACCAGUCCCUGUUCUCACCCAUGUUGAGAAUCUCUUGCAGAUAAUGGAGGGAGGGAGGGAGGGAGAGAGAGGGGGAGAGAGAGAGAUGGGCUAAUUACUGGGUAAGAAAAUGCAUAAAAACAAAGAUACUGAUGGAGAGGGAGUAAAAGAGAGAAUAGAUGGAGGAAGUAAUGCUUGAUCAAGAGUGCAGUUGAGAGUAUAACUCAGGUCCUCAACUGCUGCCCCAGCACCUCACACAGGAGAAUCAGAGCAAUGCACCCUGCCCAGACCAGCGAGACACCCCCUAGACCUGCAAGACCCCCUCCCGAAGGACCUGCACUGAGAGAACCCACGCAGAGAGGACCUACAUCCAGACCACAGCAUCAUCAGCCACACCCCAACCAGCUGAGAACACCCCCCCCCCCCCCCCCCCCCCCCCCAAAGAAAUCCUGGCCCCCCCAGAUCAGACCUAUGCCCUUUCUGCCCCCCACCCCUGCAGCAAGGCUCUCAACAUGAACGCUGCACUAUUGCCCAGGCUGUGAGCAGAGCAACCGGCCCAACCCCCAAUAAUACACCCGCCCAAGCCCCAUCUUGCGACCUAAGAGGUAUCUAUGAGAUGCUCAACAUGCUCUGCGCACAUCUACUGUAAUGAUCUGAGCCUAAACCACACAAAAACAACACUAGACACUAUGGGACACAAAUCUUUUACAAUCUCAUCCUGGAAUAUUAAUAUUUUUUAGUUGAGAACAAGUUCUCAUUUACAACUGCGACCUGGCCAAGAUAAAGCAAAGCAGUGCGAUAAAAACAACAACAACACAGAGUUACAUAUGGAAUAAACAAAACGUACAGUCAAUAACACAAUAGAAAAUCUAUAUACAGUGUGUGCAAAUGUAGUAAGUUAUGGAGGUAAGGCAAUAAACAGGCCAUAGUGCAAAAUAAUUACAAUUUAGUAUUAACACUGGAGUGAUAGAUGUGCAGAAGAUGAUGUGCAAAUAGAGAUACUGGGGUGCAAAUUAGCAAAAUAAAUAGCAAUAUGGGGAUGAGGUAGUUGGGUGGGCUAAUUACAGAUGGGCUGUGUACAGGUGCAGUGAUCGGUAAGGUGCUCUGACAACUGAUGCUUAAAGUUAGUGAGGGAGAUAAGUGUCUCCAGCUUCAGAGAUUGUUGCAGUUCGCUCCAGUCAUUUGCAGCAGAGAACUGGAAGGAAUGGCGGCCAAAGGAGGUGUUGGCUUUGGGGAUGACUAUUGAGAUAUACCUGCUGGAGCGCAUACUACGGGUGGGUGUUGCUAUGGUGACCAAUGAGCUAAGAUAUUUAUAGAUGACCUGGAGCCAGUGGGUUUUGUGACGAAUAUGUAGUGAAGGCCAACCAACAAGAGCGUACAGGUCACAAUGGUGGGUAGUAUAUGGGGCUUUGGUGACAAAAUGGAUGACACUGUGAUAGACUACAUCCAAUUUGCUGAGUAGAGUGUUGGAAGCUAUUUUGUAAAUGACAUUGCCGAAGUCAAGGAUCGGUAGGAUAGUCAGUUUUACGAGGGCAUGUUUAGCAGCAUGAGUGAAGGAGGCUUUGCUGCGAAAUAGGAAGCCGAUUCUAGAUUUAACUUUGGAUUGGAGAUGCUUAAUGUGAGUCUAGAAGCAGAGUUUACGGUCUAACCAGACACCUAAGUAUUUGUAGUUGUCCACAUAUUCUAAGUCAGACCCGCCGAGAGUAGUGAUUCUAGUCGGGCGGGCGGGUGCAAGCAGCAUUCAAUUGAAGAGCAUGCAUUUAGUUUUACUAGCGUUUAAGAGCAGUUGGAGGCCAAGGAAGGAGUGUUGUAUGGCAUUGAAGCUCGUUUGGAGGUUUGUUAACACAGUGUCCAAUGAAGGGCCAGAUGUAUACAAAAUGGUGUCGUCUGCGAAGAGGUGGAUCUGAGAGUCACCAGAAGCAAGAGCGACAUCAUUGAUAUACAGUGGGGAAAAAAAGUAUUUAGUCAGCCACCAAUUGUGCAAGUUCUCCCACUUAAAAAGAUGAGAGAGGCCUGUAAUUUUCACCAUAGGUACACGUCAACUAUGACAGACAAAAUGAGAAAAAACAAUCCAGAAAAUCACAUUGUAGGAUUUUUAAUGAAUUUAUUUGCAAAUUAUGGUGGAAAAUAAGUAUUUGUUCAAUAACAAAAGUUUCUCAAUACUUUGUUAUAUACCCUUUGUUGGCAAUGACACAGGUCAAACAUUUUCUGUAGGUCUUCACAAGGUUUUCACACACUGUUGCUGGUAUUUUGGCCCAUUCCUCCAUGCAGAUCUCCUCUAGAGCAGUGAUGUAUUGGGGCUGUCGCUGGGCAACACGGAUUUUCAACUCCCUCCAAACAUUUUCUAUGGGGUUGAGAUCUGGAGACUGGCUAGGCCACUACAGGACCUUGAAAUGCUUCUUACGAAGCCACUCCUUCUUUGCCCGGGCGGUGUGUUUGGGAUCAUUGUCAUGCUGAAAGACCCAGCCACGUUUCAUCUUCAAUGCCCUUGCUGAUGGAAGGAGGUUUUCACUCAAAAUCUCACGAUACAUGGCCCCAUUCAUUCUUUCCUUUACACGGAUCAGUCGUCCUGGUCCCUUUGCAGAAAAACAGCCCCAAAGCAUGAUGUUUCCACCCCCAUGCUUCACAGUAGGUAUGGUGUUAUUUGGAUGCAACUCAGCAUUCUUUGUCCUCCAAACACGUCGAGUUGAGUUUUUACCAAAAAGUUAUAUUUUGGUUUCAUCUGACCAUAUGACAUUCUCCCAAUCCUCUUCUGGAUCAUCCAAAUGCACUCUCGCAAACUUCAGACGGGCCUGGACAUGUACUGGCUUAAGCAGGGGGACACGUCUGUCACUGCAGGAUUUGAGUCCCUGGCGGCAUAGUGUGUUACUGAUGGUAGGCUUUGUUACUUUGGUCCCAGCUCUCUGCAGGUCAUUCACUAGGUCCCCCCGUGUGGUUCUGGGAUUUUUGCUCACUGUUCUUGUGAUCAUUUUGACCCCACGGGGUGAGAUCUUGCGUGGAGCCCCAGAUCGAGGGAGAUUAUCAGUGGUCUUGUAUGUCUUCCAUUUCCUAAUAAUUGCUCCCACAGUUGAUUUCUUCAAACCAAGCUGCUUACCUAUUGCAGAUUCAGUCUUCCCAGCCUGGUGCAGGUCUACAAUUUUGUUUCUGGUGUCUUUUGACAGCUCUUUGGUCUUGGCCAUAGUGGAGUUUGGAGUGUGACUGUUUGAAGUUGUGGACAGGUGUCUUUUAUACUGAUAACAAGUUCAAACAGGUGCCAUUAAUACAGGUAACGAGUGGAGGACAGAGGAGCCUCUUAAAGAAGAAGUUACAGGUCUGUGAGAGCCAGAAAUCUUGCUUGUUUGUAGGUGACCAUAUACUUAUUUUCCACCAUAAUUUGCAAAUAAAUUCAUAACAAAUCCUACAAUGUGAUUUUCUGGAUUUUUUUUUCUCAAUUUGUCUGUCAUAGUUGACGUGUACCUAUGAUGAAAAUUACAGGCCUCUCUCAUCUUUUUAAGUGGGAGAACUUGCACAAUUGGUGGCUGACUAAAUACUUUUUUUCCCCACUGUACACAGAGAAUAGAGUCGGCCCGAGAAUUAAACCCUGUGGCACCCCCAUAGAGACUGCCAGAGGUCCAGAGAACAGGCCCUCCGAUUUGACACAUUGAACUCUAUCUGAGAAGUAGUCCCCUGUAGCUCAGUUGGUAGAGCAUGGCGCUUGCAACGCCAGGGUUGUCGGUUCAUUUUCCACGGGGGGCCAGUAUGAAAAAAAUGUAUGCACUCACUAACUGUAAGUCGCUCUGGAUAAGAGCGUCUGCUAAAUUACUAAAAUGUAAAAAUGUAAAUGUAUUUAGUCUUCCAAUAAGAAUGCGGUGAUUGACAGAGUCAAAAGACUUGGCCAGGUCGAUGAAGACGGCUGCACAGUACUGUCAUUUAUCAAUCGCGGUUAUUAUAUCGUUUAGGACCUUGAGCGUGGCUGAGGUGCACCCAUGACCAGCUCGGAAACCAGAUUGCAUAGCGGAGAUGGUACGGUGGGAUUCGAAAUGGUCGGUGAUCUGUUUGUUAACUUGGCUUUCAAAUACAUUCGAAAGGCAGGGCAGGAUGCAUAUAGGUCUGUAACAGUUUGGAUCUAGAGUGUCACCCCCUUUGAAGAGGGGGAUGACCGCGGCAGCUUUCCAAUCUCUGGGGAUCUCAGAUGAUACGAAAGAGAGGUUGAACAGACUAGUAAUAGUAAUUACGGCGGCUAAUUUUAAAAAGAAAGGGUCCAGAUUGUCUAGCCCAGCUGAUUUGUAGGGGUCCAGAUUUAGCAGCUCUUUCAGGACAUCAGCUAUCUGAAUUUGGGUGAAGGAGAAGCGGGGGGGGGAGCAUGGGCAAGUUGCAGCGGAGGGUGCAGAGCUGGUGGCCGGGGUAGGGGUUGCCAGGUGGAAAGCAAGGCCAGCCGUAGCAAAAUGCUUAUUGAAAUUCUCGAUUAUCGUGACAGUGUUUCCUAGCCUCAGUGCAGUGGGUAGCUGGGAGGAGGUGCUCUUAUUCUCCAUGGACUUUACAGUGUCCCAAAACUUGUUGGAGUUAGUGCUACAGGAUGCAAAUUUCUGUUUGAAAAAGCUAGCCUUUGCUUUCCUAACUGGUUGUGUAUAUUGGUUCCUGACUUCCCUGAAAAGUUGCAUAUCGCGGGGGCUGUUCGAUGCUAAUGCAGUACGCCACAGGAUGUUUUUGUGCUGGUCAAGGGCAGUCAAGUCUGGGGUGAACCAGGGGCUAUAUCUGUUCUUAGUUCUGAAUUAUUUUAUGGGGCAUGCUUAUUUAAGAUGGAGAGGAAAGCACUUUUGAAGAUUAUCCAGGCAUCCUCUACUGACGGAAUGAGGUCAAUAUCCAUCCAGGAUGCCCGGGCCAGGUCAAUUAGAAAGGCCUGCUCGCUGAAGUGUUUUAGGGAGCGUUUGACAGUGAUGAGGGGUGGUCGUUUGACCACAGACUCAUUACGGACGCAGGCAAUGAGGCAGUCAUCGCUGAGAUCCUGGUUGAAGACAGCGGAGGUAUAUUUAGAGGGUAAUUUAGAAAGGAUGAAAUCUAUGAGGGUGCCCAUGUUUACGGAUUUAGGGUUGUACCUGGUAGGUUCCUUGAUAAUUUGUGUGAGAUUGAGGGCAUCUAGUUUAGAUUGUAGGACGGCCGGGGUGUUAAGCAUAUCCCAGUUUAGGUCACCAAGCAGUACGAACUCUGAGGAUAGAUAGAUGGGGGGCAAGCAAUUCACAUAUGGUGUCCAGGGCACAACUGGGGGCUGAGGGGGGUCUGUAGCAAGCGGCAACAGUGAGAGACUUAUUUCUGGAAAGGUGGAUUUUUAGAAGUAGAAGCUCAAACUGUUUGGGCACAGACCUGGAUAGUAUGAUGGAGCUCUGCAGGCUAUGUCUACAGUAGAUUGCAACUCCGCCCCCUUUGGCAGUUCUAUCUAGAUGGAAAAUGCUGUAGUUCGGGAUGGACAUUUCUGAAUUUUUGGUGGCCUUCCUAAGCCAAGAUUCAGACACUGCUAGAACAUCAGGAUUGGCAGAGUGUGCUAACGCAGUGAAUACCUCAAACUUGGGGAGGAGGCUUCUGAUGUUAACAUGCAAGAAACCAAGGCUUUUAUGGUUACAGAAGUCAACAAAUGAUAGUGCCUGGGGGGUAGGAGUGAUACUGGGGGCUACAGUGCCUGGGUUAACCUCUACAUCACCAGAGGAACAGAGGAGGAAUAGAAUAAGGAUACGGCUAAAGGCUUUAAGAACUGGUCUUCUAGUGCGUUGGGUACAGAGAAUAAAAGGGGCAGAUUCCCGGGUGUUGUAGAAUAGAUUCAGUGCAUUAUGUAGAGACAAGGAUAUGGAAGGAUAUGAGUACAGUGGAGGUACACCUAAGCAUUGGGUAACUAUGAAAGAGAGCAUCACUGGAGGUACCGAUUGAGCCGGUCUCCGCGUGUAUGGGGGGUGGGACAAAGGAGCUCUCUGAGGCUGGUUGAGCGGAACUUGGGGCUCUACAGUGAAAUUGUAUAAUAAUAACUAACUGGAACAGCAAUAGGCAAGGCAUAUUGACAUGGGAGAGAGGAAUAAAGCAAUAACAGGUGUUAUUAGAGAGAGUGAAGACAACAACUGGUAAAGGCGAUGAAAGUUUGGGCUGAGGCUAAACAGAUAAACAGGAUGGGGUACUGUGUAAAAGAACAGUCCAGUAGGCAUUAGCUGUGUAGCUGAGUGAUCAUAAGGUCCAGUGAACAGCAAUAAGUAAAUCAGGGAGCAGUUCGUAGGCUGCUACAGCACAGGCGAGCAGGAGGCACGGCUGUUGAUUGCGCAUGCUAGCGGUCCAGGGCUAGCAGAUGGAUCUUCGUGGUCGUCGCCACGGGAAGCCUGUUGAAACCACAUCAGACAAUUACGUCGGCAGACCAGUUGUGAUGGAUCGGCGGGGCUCCGUGUCGACACUAGGAGGUCCCGUCCGGUUGACAGAGAGGUAGAUAGCCUGGCUAACUGGUACGUCGGGACAGUGGUGAUUAGCCAACAACAGCCAUUCGGUUGCAGCUAGCUCGUUGCGAUGGUCCGGUGUUAAGGUCCAGUGAUUUUGUGAUUCCGUCAGAAAAUCCUAUAUGCUCUGGGUCGAUAGCACGCUGUGCAGACUGGCCGAUAAUUGUCCAGGCUAGAGCUGGCUUGUAGGUAGUGCAGGCCACGGACAGUGGUGAAGACCGCUAGCGGUCUGAGGUCAUCUGCCUUUGGCCUAAAGAGCAGGAACGCAGACUUUAUCUAAGAAAUAGGAAAUACAGACAUUGUCAUCCUACAAGAAACAUGAUAUAGAUGAGACGGACCCACUGGUUGCCCUCUAGGUUACAGAGAACUGUUAGUCCCAUCCACCAAACUACCAGGUAUGAAAAAGGGAAGAGACUCAGGGGGUAUGCUAAUUUGGUAUAGAGCAGACCUAACCCACUCUAUUAAAUGAGUCAAAACAGGAACAUUUUACUUCUGGCUAGAAAUGAAUAAGGAAAUUAUCUCAACAGAUAAAAAUGUCCUUGUGUGCUACCUACAGUACACUACCGGUGAAAAGUUUUAGAACACCUACUCAUUCAAGGGUUUUUCUUUAUUUUUACUAUUUUCUACAUUGUAGAAAUAGUGAAGACAUCAAAACUAUGAAAUAAUACAUAUGGAAUCAUGUAGUAACCAAAAAAGUGUUAAACAAAUCAAAAGAUGUUAUAUUUGAGAUUCUUCAAAUAGCCACCCUUUGCCUUGAUGACAGCUUUGCACACUCUUGGCAUUCUCUCAACCAGCUUCAUGAGGUAGUCACCUGGAAUGCAUUUCAAUUAACAGGUGUGCCUUCUUAAAAGUUAAUUUGUGGAUUUUCUUUCCUUCUUAAUGCGUUUGAGCCAAUCAGUUGUGUUGUGACAAGGUAUGGGGUGUAUACAGAAGGUAGCCCUAUUUUGUAAAAUACCAAGUCCAUAUUAUGGCAAGAACAGCUCAAAUAAGCAAAGAGAAACGACAGUCCAUCAUUACUUCAAGACAUGAAGGUCAGUCAAUACGGAACAUUUCAAGAAAGUUUCUUCAAGUGCAGUCACAAAAACCAUCAAAGUGCUAUGAUGAAACUGGCUCAGGAAUGGAAGACCCAGAGUUACCUCUGCUGCAGAGGAUAAGUUCAUUAGAGUUACCAGCCUCAGAAAUUGCAGCCCAAAUAAAUAUUUCACAGUGUUCAAGUAACAGACACAUCUCAACAUCAACUGUUCAGAGGAGACUGUGUGAAUCAGGCCUUCAUGGUCGAAUUGCUGCAAAGAAAGCACUACUAAAGGAAGAAGAGACUUGCUUGGGCCAAGAAACACGAGCAAUGGACAUUAGACCGGUGGAAAUGUGUCCUUUGGUCUGGAGUCCAAAUUGGAGAUUUUUGGUUCCAACGGAUGAUUUCUGCAUGUGUGGUUCUCUCCGUAAAGCAUGGAGGAGGGGGUGUUAUGAUGUGGGGGUGCUUUUCUGGUGACACUGUCAGUGAUUUAUUUAGAAUUCAAGGCACACAUAACCAGCAUGGCUACCACAGCAUUCUGUAGAGAUACACCAUCCCAUCUGGUUUGGGCUUAGUGGGACUAUCAUUUGUUUUUCAACAGGACAAUGACCCAACACACCUCCAGGCUGUGUAAGGGCUAUUUGACCAAGAAGGAGUGUGAUGGAGUGCUGCAUCAGAUGACCUGGCCUCCACAAUCACCCGACCUCAACCCAAUUGAGAUGGUUUGGGAUGAGUUGGACCGCAGAGUGAAGGAAAAGCAGCCAACAAGUGCUCAGCAUAUGUGGGAACUCCUUCGAGACUGUUGGAAAAGCAUUCCAGGUGAAGCUGGUUGAGAGAAUGCCAAGAGUGUGCAAAGCUGUCAUCAAGGCCAAGGGUGUCUACUUUGAAGAAUCUCAAAUAUAAAAUAUAUUUGGAUUUGUUUAACACUAUUUUGGUUACUACAUGAUUCCAUAUGUGUUAUUUCAUCGUUUUGAUGUCUUCACUAUUAUUCUACAAUGUAGAAAAUAGUAAAAAGAAAGAAAAACCCUUGAAUGAGUAGGUGUUAUAAAACUUUUGACCGGUAGUGUAUAUCCCCCCAGCAGAAUCCCCAUACUUUAACGAUGACAGCUUCUCAAUCCUAGAGGGGGAGAUCAACCAUUUCCAGGCAAAGAGACAUGUACUAGUCUGUGGCGACCUAAAUGCCAGAACUGGACAAGAACUUGACACUCUCAGCACACCUUGGGACAAACACCUACAGUGGGGAGAACAAGUAUUUGAUACACUGCUGAUUUUGCAGGUUUUCCUACUUACAAAGCAUGUAGAGGUCUGCAAUUUUUAUCAUAGGUACACUUCAACUGUGAGAGACUGAAUCUAAAACAAAAAUCCAGAAAAUCACAUUGUAUGAUUUUUAAGUAAUUAAUUUGCAUUUUAUUGCAUGACAUAAGUAUUUGAUCACCUACCAACCAGUAAGAAUUCCAGCUCUCACAGACCUGUUAGUUUUUCUUUAAGAAGCCCUCCUGUUCUCCACUCAUUACCUGUAUUAACUGCACCUGUUUGAACUCGUUACCUGUAUAAAAGACACCUGUCCACACACUCAAUCAAACAAACUCCAACCUCUCCACAAUGGCCAAGACCAGAGAGCUGUGUAAGGACAUCAGGGAUAACAUUGUAGACCUGCACAAGGCUGGGAUGGGCUACAAGACAAUAGGCAAGCAGCUUGGUGAGAAGGCAACAACUGUUGGCGCAAUUAUUAGAAAAUGGAAGAAGUUCAAGAUGACGGUCAAUCAUCCUCGGUCUGGGGCUCCAUGCAAGAUCUCACCUCGUGGGGCAUCAAUGAUCAUGAGGAAGGUGAGGGAUCAGCCCAGAACUACAUGGCAGGACCUGGUCAAUGACCUGAAGAGAGCUGGGACCACAGUCUCAAAGAAAACCAUUAGUAACACACUACGCCGUCAUAGACUAAAAUCCUGCAGCGCACGCAAGGUCCCCCUGCUCAAGCCAGCACAUGUCCAGGCCCGUCUGAAGUUUGCCAAUGACGAUCUGGAUGAUCCAGAGGAGGAAUGGGAGAAGGUCAUGUGGUCUGAUGAGACAAAAAUAGAGCUUUUUGGUCUAAACUCCACUCGCCGUGUUUGGAGGAAGAAGAAGGAUGAGUACAACCCCAAGAACACCAUCCCAACCGUGAAGCAUGGAGGUGGAAACAUCAUUCUUUGGGGAUGCUUUUCUGCAAAGGGGACAGGACGACUGCACCGUAUUGAGGGGAGGAUGGAUGGGGCCAUGUAUCGCGAGAUCUUGGCCAACAACCUCCUUCCCUCAGUAAGAGCAUUGAAGAUGGGUCGUGGCUGGGUCUUCCAGCAUGACAACGACCCAAAACACACAGCCAGGGCAACUAAGGAGUGGCUCCGUAAGAAGCAUCUCAAGGUCCUGGAGUGGCCUAGCCAGUCUCCAGACCUGAACCCAAUAGAAAAUCUUUGGAGGGAGCUGACAGCGACAGCCCCGAAACCUGAAGGUUCUGGAGAAGGUCUGUAUGGAGGAGUGGGCCAAAAUCCCUUCUGCAGUGUAUGCAAACCUGGUCAAGACCUACAGGAAACGUAUGAUCUCUGUAAUUGCAAACAAAGGUUUCUGUACCAAAUAUUAAGUUCUGCUUUUCUGAUGUAUCAAAUACUUAUGUCAUGCAAUAAAAUGCAAAUUAAUUAUUUAAAAAUCAUACAAUGUGAUUUUCUGGAUUUUUGUUUUAGAUUUCGUCUCUCACAGUUGAAGUGUACCUAUGAUAAAAAUUACAGACCUCUACAUGCUUUGUAAGUAGGAAAACCUGCAAAAUUGGCAGUGUAUCAAAUACUUCUUCUCCCCACUGUACCUUGAGGUGACAAUAUUCCCUCCCAAAUAUGCCCCCCUAGACACAACUAUGAAAAACAACCAACAAAAACGGGUCAUAACUCCUGCAGCUCUAUCGCAAUCUGAGUCUGUAAAUAGUCAAUGGUAGGCUUCGAGGAGACUCCUAUGGUAGGUACACCUACAGUUCAUCCUUUGGCAGUAGGACUGUGGAUUACUUUAUCACUGACCUCAACCCAGAGUCUCUGAGUGUUCACAGUCAGCCCACUGACACCCCUAUUAGAUCAAAGCAAAACCACAGCCUCCUUGAACAGAGCAAUACUCAAUUAUGAGGUAUCAAAUCCAAAGGAACUGCACAAUAUUAAGAACUGCUAUAGAUGGAAGGAAUGUAUUGUAGAAACCUACCAAAAAACAAUUAGGCAACAACAAAUUUAAUCAGUUUUAGCCAACUUCAAAAACAAAGUAGUUCCCUGUAAUAGUGAAGGUGUAAACUUGGCAGUAGAAAGCCUAAACAGUAUAUUUCACCAGGGAAAUUGGAACACACAAAAAAAAAAACAACACAAAGAGUUAUCUAUCCAAAAUGGAGAUGUAUGGAUAAACCACUUCUCAAAUCAUUUUGGCUCUAUAACAAAUAACAAACAGCAAAAACAUAUAGAUGAUCAAUUACAAAUAUUAGAGUCAGCUAUUAAAGACUACCAGAACCCACUGGAUUCUCCAAUUACAUUCAAUUAACUACAGGACAAAAUACAAACCCUCCAACCAAAAAAGGCCUGUGGUGGUGAUGGUAUGCUAAAUUAAAUGAUAAAAUAUACAGAUCACAAAUUCCAAUUGGCUAUACUUAAACUCUUUAACAUCAUCCUCAGCUCUGGCAUCUUUCCCAAUAUUUGGAAGCAACGACUGAUCACACCAAUCCACAAAAGUGGAGACAAAUUUGCCCCCAAUAACUACUGUGGCAUAUGCGUCAACAGCAACCUUGGGAAAAUCCUCUGCAUUAUCAUUAACAGCAGACUCGUACAUUUCCUCAGUGAAAACAAUGUACUGAGCAAUGUCAAAUUGGCUUUUUACCACAUUACCGUACAACAGACCACGUAUUCACCCUGCACACCCUAAUUGACAAACAAACCAAAACAAAGGCAAAGUCUUCUCAUGCUUUGUUGAUUUCAAAAAAGCUUUUGACUCAAUUUGGCAUGAGGGUUUGCUAUACAAAUUGAUGUAAAGUCGUGUUGGUGGAAAGACAUACGACAUUAUAAAAUCCAUGUACACAAACAACAAGUGUGCAGUUAAAAUGGGCAAAAAACACACAUUUCUUUCCACAGGGCAGUGGGGUAAGACAGGGAUGCAGCUUGAGCCCCACCCUCUUCAACAUAUAUCUCAACAAAUUGGCAAGGGCACUAGAACAGUCUGCAGCACCCGGCCUCAUCCAACUAGAAUCUGAAGUAAAAUGUCUACUGUUUGCUGAUGAUCUGUUGCUUCUGUCCCCAACCAAGGAGGGCCUACAGCAGCACCUAGAUAUUCUGCACAGAUUCUGUGCAGUAAAUCUCAGCAAGACAAAAUAAUAAAUGUUGCAAAAAAGGUCCAGUUGCCAGGACCACAAAUACAAAUUCCAUCUAGACACCAUUUCCCUAGAGCACACAAAAAACUAUACCUAUAUCGGCCUAAACAUCAGCACCAGAGGUAACUUCCACAAAGCUGUGAACAAUCUGAGAGACAAGGUAAGAAGGGCCUUCUAUGCCAUCAAAAGGAACAUACAAUUUGACAUACCAAUUAGGAUCUGGCAAAAAAUACUUGAAUCAGUUAUAGAACCCAUUGCCCUUUAUGGUUGUGAGUUCUGGGGUCGCUCAGCAACCAAGAAUUUACAAAAUGCGACAAACACCAAAUUGAGACUCUGCAUGCAGAAUUCUGCAAAAAAAAUAUCCUGCUUGUACAAUGUAAAACACCAAAUAAUGCAUGCAGAGCAGAAUUAGGCCGAUACCCGCUAAUUACCUAAAUCCAGAAAAGAUCCUUUAAAUUCUACAACCACCUAAAACGAAGCGAUUCCCAAACCUUCCAUAACAAAGCCAUCACCUACAGAGAGAUUAACCUAGAGAAGAGUCCCCUAAGCAAGCUGGUCCUGGGGCUCUGUUCACAAACACAAACAGACCCCACAGAGCCCCAGGACAGCAACACAAUUAGACCCAACCAAAUCAUGAGAAAACAAAAAGAUAAUUACUUGACACAUAGGAACGAAUUUACCAAAAAAAGCAGAGCAAACUGGAAUGCUAUUUGGCCCUAAACAGAGAGUACACAGUGGCAGGAAUACCUGACCACUGUGACUGACCCAAAAUUAAGGAAAGCUUUGACUAUGUACAAACUCAGUGAGCAUAGCCUUGCUAUUGAGAGAGGCCACCAUAGGCAGACCUGGCUCUCAAGAGAAGAUGGGCUAUGUGCACAAUGCCCACAAAAUGAAGUGGAAACUGAGCUGCACUUCCUAACCUCCUGCCAAAUGUAUGACCAUGUUAGAGACACUUAUUUCCCUCAGAUUACACAGACCCACAAAGAAUUUGAAAACAAUAUUCCCAUAUCUAUUGGGUGAAAUACCACAGUGUGCCAUCACAGCAGCAACAUUUGUGACCUGUUGCCACAAGAAAAGGGCAACCAGUGAAGAACAAACACCAUUGUAAAUAUAAUCCAUAUUCUAUUUUGCACUUUAACUAUUUGCACAUCGUUAUAACACUGUACAUAGCCAUAAUAUGACAUUUGAAAUGUCUCUAUUCCUUUGAAACUUUUGUGAGUGUAAUGUUUACUGUUUAUUUUUGAUUGUUUAUUUCACUUUUGUUUAUCUAUUUCACUUGCUUUGGCAAUGGAAACAUAUUUUCCCAUGCCAAUAAAGCCCAUUGAAUUUAAUGAGAGAGAGAGAGAGAGAGAGAGAGAGAGAGGUACGUGAACAGACAGACUUGACAAUGCAACAAGGGAAUCUUUCUUCAUCCCAUUUCUUCCAGAGCCACCUUGCCUUCUCUUCCACCCAGGCAGAGCAGAUUUCAGUAGAGCCAUAUAGCUGCAGUGGUGUGCUCCAUAGACAGGGGCUGUGUUGUGGACAGUGAUAAGACCAACGCCCAGAUCGGCAUCUGAAACCUUGGUGCCUUUCAGAGCCAUGCGUGUGGAAGGGUAGUGUCUGUGCGCAUGCAUGUGUGUGUACAUAUGUGUGGGUAAUAUGCAUGUUUAUUUGUCUGUAGUUCUUGCAAAUCAAAUCAAAUUGUAUUGGUCACAUACAUGUGUUUAGCAGAUGUUAUUGCGGGUGUAGCGAAAUGCUUGUGUUUCUAGCUCCGACAGUGCAGUAAUAUCUAACAAGUUAUAGCUAACAAUUUCACAACAUAUACCCAAUACACACAAAUCUAAGUAAAGCAAUGGAAUUAAGAAUAUAUAAAUAAAUAUGUGGAUGAGCAAUGUCAGAGCGGCAUAGACUAAGAUGCAGUAGAAUAAUAUUUAAUACAGUAUAUGCAUGUGAGAUGAGUAAUGCAAGAUAUGUAAACAGUAUUAAAGUGACUAGUGUUCCAUUUAUUAAAGUGGCCAGUGAUUUCUAAUCUAUGUAUAUAGGCAGCAGCCUCUAAUGUGCUAGUGAAGGGUAUUUAACAGUCUAAUGGCCUUGAGAUAGAAGCUGAGUUUCAGUCUCUCAGACCCAGCUUUGAUGCACAUGUACUGACCUCGCCUUCUGAAGUCCACGAUCAUGUGGCUCGGCAGUGGCUCGGGUGGUUGUUGUCCCAGGUGAUGCAUUGGGCAGACCGCACCACCCUCUGGAGAGCCCUGCGGUUGCGGGUGGUGCAGUUGCCAUACCAGGCGGUGAUACAGCCCGACAGGAUGCUCUCAAUUGUGCAUCUGAACAAAAGUUUGUGAGGGUUUUAGGUGCCAGGCCAAAUUUCUUCAGCCUGCUGAGGUUGAAGAGGCACUGUUGCGCCUUCUUCACCACACUGUCUGUGUGGGUGGACCAUUUCCGUUUGUCAGUGAUGUGUAAGCUGAGGAACUUGAAGCUUUCCACCUUUUCCACUGCGCUCCCGUCGAUGUGGAUAGGGGGUGUUCCCUCUGCUGUUUCCUGAAGUCCACGAUCAUCUCCUUUGUUUUGUUGACUUGAGUGAGAGGUUAUUUUCCUGGCACCACACUGCCAUGUACUGUAUGUGUAUUGGCCAAGCAGGGUGGAUGUAUGUUACUCUGAUCGACUCACACGGAGCCAGUGUCUGAGCCUCCCUCCAGUCUUCCCUCCCUCCCUCCCAGUCCACUCUGGGCGCAACUUUAUCAGAGCAUGUCAUGGCUGGAUACACUGGGUCUAUGGGAAAAGCCACUGGUCUCUGUUACUAUAGCAGAUAAGCCAUGCCCAGACUCUCUAUGUCCUUGUCUGGUCCAACUGUGGGGUGUGAAUGCGUGUGUGUGUGUGUGUGAAGGAGAUAUGGAGGACCCACACACGUUGUCUUUUCAUUACCCCUGCCACAUAUGAUCUCCUGUGCUGAGCACUAAAUCACCUUCAACCUGAUCUUCAGACGCUCACAAAGACUCCUAUCACCACAAGUUCCCAUGUGGCUUGAGUUAAAAUGAGAAAUGCUCAGUCCGUGUCUGUGUCAGCCCCCAACCCCAUUUGUAGAUAAGUGUCCCAUCUAUGCUCCCAAACCUUUUUGUCUGUAAUGUAUUUUUUAUUGUGUCGGACCCCAGGUAGACUAGCUGUUGUCAUGACGUCAGCUAAAUGGGGAUCCUAAUCAAAUGUAAAUAUACAUUGAGGGAAAUAAGUAUUUGACCCCCUCUCAAUCAGAAAGAUUUCUGGCUCCCAGGUGUCUUUUAUACAGGUAACGAGCUGAGAUUAGGAGCACACUCUUAAAGGGAGUGCUCCUAAUCUCAGCUUGUUACCUGUAUAAAAGACACCUGUCCACAGAAGCAAUCAAUCAAUCAGAUUCCAAACUUUCCACCAUGGCCAAGACCAAAGAGCUCUCCAAGGAUGUCAGGGACAAGAUUGUAGACCUACACAAGGUUGGAAUGGGCUACAAGAGCAUCGCCAAGCAGCUUGGUGAGAAGGUGACAACAGUUGGUAUGAUUAUUCGCAAAUGGAAGAAACACAAAAUAACUGUCAAUCUCCCUCGGCCUGGGGCUCUAUGCAAGAUCUCACCUCGUGGAGUUACGUUGAUCAUGAGAACGGUGAGGAAUCAGCCCAGAACUGCACGGGAGGAUCUUGUCAAUGAUCUCAAGGCAGCUGGGACCAUAGUCACCAAGAAAACAAUUGGUAACACACUACGCCGUUAAGGACUGAAAUCCUGCAGCGCCAGCAUGACAAUGACCCAAAACACACAGCCAAGGCAACAAAUGAGUGGCUCAAGAAGAAGCACAUUAAGGUCCUGGAGUGGCCUAGCCAGCCCCCAGACCUUAAUCCCAUAGAAAAUCUGUGGAGGGAGCUGAAGGUUCGAGUUGCCAAACGUCAGCCUCGAAACCUUAAUGACUUGGAGAAGAUUUGCAAAGAGGAGUGGAACAAAAUCCCUCCUGAGAUGUGUGCAAACCUGGUGGCCAACUACAAGAAACGUCUGACCUCUGUGAUUGCCAACAAGGGUUUUGCCACCAAGUACUAAGUCAUGUUUUGCAGAGGGGUCAAAUACUUAUUCCCCUCAUUAAAAUGCAAAUAAAUGUAUAAAAUUUUUGACAUGUGUUUUUCUGGAUUUUUUUGUUGUUAUUCUGUCUCUCACUGCUCAAAUAAACCUACCAUUAAAAUUAUAGACUGAUCAUGUCUUUGUCAGUGGGCAAACUUACAAAAUCAGCAGGGGAUCAAAUACUUUUUUCCCUCACUGUAAGACUUGACUAUGUUUUCUCCAGCCACUUUGAUAUACUUUCCUGGCCAGAGGGUGAGCACUUAGAGUUAAAAUCCUGUAGCAACAAUUCUGCUGCUAUCAUUUAGUGUGAGGCGUAUUAUAUUCUAUUAGAUCUAAGGGGAGCAAUAUAAAGUCCUCUGAAGGUAGCUUGAAAUAUGUCUAACAUUUAACAUGUACACAGUUGGAUUUCCCUGUUCAAAGCAUGUGAACGUUAGGAUAGGAACCCCAAGGAAAGGUAUUAAGUUGGAUAAAUACCCAGCGCUGACUGAGUCUAUAGGCUAAUCUAAUGGGAUUUGAUAUAAGCUGCGUACAUUUGAAGGGGAACAUAUCCUAAAUUCUGCUAGUUUUCAUGACCUGGGGCAUGGGGUAGAGGAGGAUUUGUUGCUGUAGGAAUGAGUGAGCUAAAGGACCUGUUGGAUUAUUAUACAUCUCUAGGUGUGACAAAAGGUGUGUGUGUCUCUCUCUCUCACUCUCUCUCUCUCUCUCUCAAUUCAAUUCAAAGUGCUUUAUUGGCAUGGGAAACAUAUGUUUACAUUGCCAAAGCAAGUGAAAUAGACAAUAAACAAAAGGGAAAUGAACAAGGGAAAUAAAUAAUCAGAAAUUAACAGUAAACAUUAAACUCACAAAAGAACAUAGACAUUUCAAAUGUUUUAUUAUUGGCUAUGUACAAUGUUGUAACAAUGUGCAAAUAGUUGAAGUACGAAAGGGAAAAUAAACAGAUAAAUAUAGGUUGUAUUUACAAUGGUGUUUGUGCUCCUCUGGUUGCACUUUUCUUGUGGCAACAGGUCACAAAUGUUUUGUCAUUAUUUGGUUGGGCCUAAUUGUGUUGCUGUCCUGUUUGUGUUUGUGAGCAGAGCCCCAGGACCAGCUUCCUGAGGGGACUCUUCUCUAGGUUAAUCUCUCUGUAGGUGAUGGCUUUAUUAUGGAGGGUUUGAGAGUCGCUUCCUUUUAGGUGGUUGUAGAAUAUAAUUGCUAUUUUCUGGAUUUUGAUAAUUAGCGGGUAUCGUCCUAAUUCUGCUCUGUAUGCAUUACUUGGUCUUUUACGUUGUACCCAGAGGAUGUUUUUGCAGAAUUCUGCAUGCAGAGUCUCGAUUUGGUGUUUGUCCCAUUUUGUGAAUUCUUGAUUGGUGAGUGGACCCGAGACCUCACAACCACAGAGGGCAAUGGGUUCUACAACUGAUUCAAUUAUUUUUAGCCAGAUCCUAAUUAAGAUGUCAACCUUUAUGUGCCUUAUGAUGGCGUCUCUCAGAUCGUUCACUGCUUUGUGGAAGUUACCUGUAGUGCUGAUGUUUAGGCCAAGGUAGGUAUCAUUUUUUGUGUAGGUGAUAUUUGUAUUCGUGGUCUUUGGACCUUUUUUGGAACACCAUUCUUUUUGUCUUACUGAGAUUAACUGGGCCCAAGGGCCCAAGUAUGACAGAAUCUGUGCAGAAGAUCUAGGUGCUGCUGUAGGCCCUCCUUGGUUGGGAACAGAAGCACCACAUCAUCUGCAAACAGUAAAUAUUUGACUUCAGAGUCUAGUAGGGUGAGGCCGGGUGCUUCAGAUAGUUCUAGAGCCCUCGCCAAUUCGUUUAUAUAAAUGUUAAAGAGGGUGGGGCUCAAGCUGCACCCUGUCUCGGCCCCCGGCCCUGAGGAAAGAAAUCAGUGUGUUUUUUGCCAAUUAUAACCGUACACUUGUUGUUUUGUAAAUGGAUAUAAUAAUAUCCUAUGUUUUCCCCCAUCAAUUUAUAUAACAGACCCUCUGCCUUUGUUUUGGUUUGUUUGUCAAUUAGGGUGUGCAGGGUGAACACGUGGUCUGUCAUACGGUAAUUUGGUAAAAAGGCAAUUUGACAUUUGCUCAGGACAUUGUUUUCACUGAGGAAAUGUAGGAGUCUGCUGUUAAUGAUAAUGCAGAGGAUUUUCCCAAGGUUGCUGUUGAUGCAUAUACCACAGGAGUUAUUGGGGCUGAAUUUGUCUCCACUUUUGUGGAUAGGGGUGAUCAGUCCUUGGUUCCAAUUAUAAGAGAAGAUGCAAGAGCUGAGGAUGCUGUUAAAGAGUUUAAGUAUAGCCAAUUGGAAUUUGUGAUCUGUAAUUUCUGUCUCUCUCUCUCUCUCUCUCUCUCUCUCUCUCUCUCUCUCUCUCUCUCUCUCUCUCUCUCUCUCUCUCUCUCUCUCUCGCCACUGAAAAUAAUGAUCUUGUUUAGCUCCAAACACCCCCACCUAUGGCGUCAAUUAUCCCCGUAACAGCAUCACCAGCUCUCCCGUCAGCCCCUGACUUCAAACACAGCAGCUACAGUGGGGAAAAAAAGUAUUUAGUCAGCCACCAAUUGUGCAAGUUCUCCCACUUAAAAAGAUGAGAGAGGCCUGUAAUUUUCAUCAUAGGUACACGUCAACUAUGACAGACAAAUUGAGAUUUUUUUUCUCCAGAAAAUCACAUUGUAGGAUUUUUAAUGAAUUUAUUUGCAAAUUAUGGUGGAAAAUAAGUAUUUGGUCACCUACAAACAAGCAAGAUUUCUGGCUCUCACAGACCUGUAACUUCUUCUUUAAGAGGCUCCUCUGUCCUCCACUCGUUACCUGUAUUAAUGGCACCUGUUUGAACUUGUUAUCAGUAUAAAAGACACCUGUCCACAACCUCAAACAGUCACACUCCAAACUCCACUAUGGCCAAGACCAAAGAGCUGUCAAAGGACACCAGAAACAAAAUUGUAGACCUGCACCAGGCUGGGAAGACUGAAUCUGCAAUAGGUAAGCAGUUUGGUUUGAAGAAAUCAACUGUGGGAGCAAUUAUUAGGAAAUGGAAGACAUACAAGACCACUGAUAAUCUCCCUCGAUCUGGGGCUCCACGCAAGAUCUCACCCCGUGGGGUCAAAAUGAUCACAAGAAUGGUGAGCAAAAAUCCCAGAACCACACGGGGGGACCUAGUGAAUGACCUGCAGAGAGCUGGGACCAAAGUAACAAAGCCUACCAUCAGUAACACACUACGCCGCCAGGGACUCAAAUCCUGCAGUGCCAGACGUGUCCCCCUGCUUAAGCCAGUACAUGUCCAGGCCCGUCUGAAGUUUGCUAGAGUGCAUUUGGAUGAUCCAGAAGAGGAUUGGGAGAAUGUCAUAUGGUCAGAUGAAACCAAAAUAGAACUUUUUGGUAAAAACUCAACUUGUCGUGUUUGGAGGACAAAGAAUGCUGAGUUGCAUCCAAAUAACACCAUACCUACUGUGAAGCAUGGGGGUGGAAACAUCAUGCUUUGGGGCUGUUUUUCUGCAAAGUGACCAGGACGACUGAUCCGUGUAAAGGAAAGAAUGAAUGGGGCCAUGUAUCGUGAGAUUUUGAGUGAAAACCUCCUUCCAUCAGCAAGGGCAUUGAAGAUGAAACGUGGCUGGGUCUUUCAGCAUGACAAUGAUCCCAAACACACCGCCCGGGCAACGAAGGAGUGGCUUCGUAAGAAGCAUUUCAAGGUCCUGGAGUGGCCUAGCCAGUCUCCAGAUCUCAACCCCAUAGAAAAUCUUUGGAGGGAGUUGAAAGUCCGUGUUGCCCAGCGACAGCCCCAAAACAUCACUGCUCUAGAGGAGAUCUGCAUGGAGGAAUGGGCCAAAAUACCAGCAACAGUGUGUGAAAACCUUGUGAAGACUUACAGAAAACGUUUGACCUGUGUCAUUGCCAACAAAGGGUAUAUAACAAAGUAUUGAGAAACUUUUGUUAUUGACCAAAUACUUAUUUUCCACCAUAAUUUGCAAAUAAAUUCAUUAAAAAUCCUACAAUGUGAUAUUCUGGAUUUUUCUUUCUCAUUUUUUUCUGUCAUAGUUGACGUGUACCUAUGAUGAAAAUUACAGGCCUCUCUCAUCUUUUUCCCCCACUGUACCUCCAUUCCCUUCAUACAUUUUUAAAAACAGCCUUUUUGGGCAGUUUUGUGAAAAAUCAGAAUGGUCUAAUUUCCUGUUCCUGUCAUGAAGUUAGUGGUAGUUAUUUUACCCUGCUUACUGGCUGUGGAGCUAUAUCUGUAUAUCUUUGUGCCUACAUACUUGUAACUUUUAAUGAGUCUGAUUGCUGCUAUUUAACACUUGAAAAUUAUAUUUUUUUAUCUCAAAGAGCCUCACCUGCAUAAUAAAAUGGCUGUGGCCAUAGCUCUGUAUCUCUCUCAUAGUGUCCAGCUGCAGCCAUGGUGUUUUGUGAUAGCUCCCUUUGAACGCGCACACAGCAUAGCUGUCUCCUCUGGGAGGUCUAUCCUAAACCUGUGGAUCCUGCAGACCGCAGACACAGACAGACAGACAGACAGACAGACAAGCAUACAGACGGAUGGACAGACGGACAGACAGACUCCCUUUGUCUCUCUGACAGACACAUGGAUGAAUAGGACUCCCAGGGGGCAUCAGUGUGUGUGGGUGUGUGUGUACAGCCACUACUCCCACACCUCCCUUCCUCUCUCACCUCUCGGCCCAAAGCACACAGUUACCAUGGAGACGGGCCCCCUCAGGUUCAGUAGGAGGGGCCUGUAGUCAAAGCUCUCUCUGACCACUGACCCCUCCCUUUUCUUACUAUUCCUGCGGAAGGUUCUGUCCCACCAACCACACACAUACACAUCACACCACACCACCCUACCGCUUAUCUCUAAGGAAUUCUACAUUUGAAAGUCUUUGACACACUCAGUGUUGCACCAAAGCACCCAACCGUUUUUCUUUGUUGCACUAUUCCAGCCAAGUCUGGCUCACUGCAAUACAUUUUAUGAAUCCACUCUUUCACCCUCACUUUGUCCCACAAUCCCUCCCUCCACCCUCCAUCACUCUUUCUUUUUCACUUAUAUUCCUUCUAUCAGUCUUUCACACCCCCUCCAUUCCUCAAUCCCUCCUCCCCCCAGUGUGUAUGGAUGUGGUGCUAUCUGUUAGUGGUCUCCAUUGCCUGCCUCCAAACAUGGCUGGUCGUGCUGCUGUAACCGUGUGACUGUUUUAUGGCCGUGGUGAUAGUGGCAGGCAAUGGAGCGGACAAGUUAUUACAGGACAGGCAAAUGGAGACCUGAUAGAGCAUGAAAACCUCUCCUCCUAGCUCUGUGGGGCGGCCUCCUUCCCCCCCUCACUACCUCUCGCUCUAUUAUUUUUCUCUCCCCCUCUCUGUCUUUUUCUCUCUCACUCUGUAUCGUGGCCUCACUCACUCUCGCUUUCUCUCUGUUGUUCCCUCCAUGUUGUUGAUCCCACCCUUCCUCUCUCACUUUCUCCCUCAUACUAACGCUCUCCGUCGUUCUCUUCCCCUCUCUCAGGACAUAAUAACAGGAGGGGUCACACAUGACAUGACACAUUAACACUAAUAACGCAGCAGCAACAGGCAUGGAUGAGUAAUGGUGUGCUGGGAUAAGGAAUGGCCCUGUCUGUCUGUCUGUCAGGGAGCAGCUAACAUGCUAUGCUAUGCUAUCACUGCUGAAGAGAGCAGCAAGGCCAGCCAGCCACUGGAAUUAGGAGAGGAGAGGAGAGGAGAGGAGAGGAGAGGAGAGGAGAGGAGAGGAGAGGAGAGGAGAGGAGAGGAGAGGAGAGGAGAGGAGAGGAGAGGAGAGGAGAGGAGAGGAGAGGAGAGGAGAGGAGAGGAGAGUGUGGUGUCAGUCCCUCGGCCAUGUUGCCCACCACAUCCACCACAGUCAUUUUUAAGAGUUUGUUUUCCCUCUCCACACACUGUUCCACAGACAGAGGAAUCUGAGAUUGAGUAUCUAGCAUACAUAAGCAUGAACAGCAAGGCUCCUACUACUUGUUUGUAGUUUCUCCCCAAUCAUUUAUAGAUUUCCCUCCAUGUGGCUAGGGUUUAGCUAGCAGAUUUGGACCAGAAUGAAAGACGUGUUGGAAUUUUUGAAUAGUGUGUAUUGCUUUUUUUCUCACUUAGUAUGUGUGUGAGUGCGCACGUGCGCCGGGGUAUGUUUGAAGCCUGUUAGCCAGAUGGCUGGUCCCCCUGUUUGGGCUGUGUUGUACCCCUUCUCCUGCUGGUGCUCUGGAGGGCUGCCCAGGGGGUGAGGGGUGUUGGCCUCCCCUCACUGGGGGAACUUGGACGGGAGGACUAUUCCUGUUUGAGGUUUUAGGCCUGCACUGAGGGAAACCAGUUUUCCCAAAAUGUGGUGAAAAUAUAGGAACAGCCUGCCCCCUAGUGGUACGUCUCACCACUGCUCCACUCCACAGCAUGGCCCUCUUUACUCUGGCUGAAGCUAAUGUGUUGAUCUGUGGAGCGGCCAGCUUUGUCACUGACUCCAUCGCUACACCAUCAUCACAAACCUCUCUCGCUGUUAUGUCCGUGUCCAUGGUAACGGGCCCGCAGGCCGCCAGCUGGACCAGCACCUGUAAUUAUCAACCGUCACACGGUGUGGAAGGAGGCAAACACACCAAUCAACUGGAGACACAUUCUAGAAGCAGUGGAAUGUUGUAGCAGGAGAUAGUGUUUUUCCCCUUGUUUUCUUUUUCUCUCUUCUAAAGGAGAGUAUGUGAAUGCAUUAUGUGUCUAGGUAUGUAGAGAAAGGAUUUGCUGUGUACGGUUGUUAUUGUAUAGAUGUGGAUCUCCUCUCCUGGAGUAUAAGCAGGGAAAAUGUCUCUAUUCCUUUAUUCCUGUAUUCCCAGCUCCCUAUUUUUAUUGAUAGGCUUUAUAAAGAGGGGCAAUUAGGAUGUGGUGCUACUGUUUUCUAUUUUCUGUUCUUUCUUUCUCUACUCUCUCUCUCUCUCUCUCUCUCUCUCUCUCUUUCUCUUCUCAUUCAUGUUGACAUGAGUUGCUCAUUAGCAUACUUGCAGGCAGUUGUCCAAUCAGGAUGAAGGAAUGCGCUUCAAAAAAAGCCCCUGUAUCCCAGCAACAAAAUGGCAGUGUUCUGUUAAUGUCUGUCAUAGUUUGAUUCGAUCAAACAAAGUAGAGUUUCAGUGCUGCUCGUUGUAACCACUGCAUGUUCGAUAGGCUAUUAUGUUACAAUGUUGGCCCUCAGCUUGUUUGUCACUCAAUACAGCAGGCAUUCUCCAAUACCGUGUCUCACUUUCCUGUCUGUCUUCCUCCUGUCUAUGCAUCUGGAUCAUGAGUAAGAAAGAGAUUAGGCAGGUAGAAAUUACUUUAUUUUUCAGGCUUUGUUUUUAGGUUUGUGUGUCACACUAUAACUGCACCCUUGUGUUUCUGUCUGUGGUGUGUGAAAGUGUGUUUCUUUUAUAUACAAACACACACACUGUGAUGACACUUUAAGGGAUCUAAUUUAAGGGAGAGUAAUUACUGGGUAAGGAAAGGCAUAAAAACAAAGAGCGAGAGAAGGAAACAGCGGCGAGGAGAGAGGGGGAGAGCUGUAUAUGGUUGUAUGUUUUAUUGAGUGUAUAAUAUAGACUGAGUGCAGUUGUUGUAUAUCAUGUUCCUGUUCCAGCUACAUGUCAUCUCCAUGGUAGUAAAUUACUGCCUAUAGAGAGGAGAGGUUGAGAGAGCAGGCGCCGAUAGGUAGAUGGUGGGGGAGAUGGAAGAGAGCAGGAGGGGAGAGCUGAGAGGAGGGAGGAGGGGGAGAGCAAGCAUUAGAGAGGAUGGAGAGGUAGAAUAAAUAAAAAGGACGAGCGCAGGAGAGGAGAGCCGGGAGGACAGAGGAGGAAGGAGGAGGCAGUGCAGGUACUAAGAAGGGAGAGCAGGCGCUGAGAGGAGAGAGGAUGGGGGAGGAAGGAGACGAGAGAAUGCACUCUGGUAUGAUUCAAGUGGUCUGUGGGAGCAGCAGGCAGAGCCGGUGUGAUCUCUGGCCCUCUACCUCUCCAGGGGGGAAAGGUUUAUGAGUAUAGAGACUCUGCUAGAGGUGAUGGUGUCAUCUGGGAGGGGCAAAGCUCCCUUAUUGAAUAGAAAGGUGUGUGUGCUUCUAUUCCCUUCAGUGUCUGCAUCAGAAACACCAGUUCAAUAUCACCGGGCAGGUAGUGCAGUAGAGACAAGACACUACCUCGCUCCCCUGACAGCUAGGGAAGCGCUGUUGUGUCAAAAACAAACCACCUCUCUCUCUCUCUCUCUCUCUCUCUCUCUCUCUCUCUCUCUCUCUCAAAAACAGUAGCCUUUUCAUAUAGGCCCUCUAUCGCUAAACGCACCAAAUACCCACCCGUUGUUUAUGUGGGGGCAUUAUGAACAUGGACGUCACCAGGACCUGGCUUUUGGAGCUUUAGCCCCGAAUGAUUUUGGGUCAGCCCAUAAUAUUUUGCGCUGCUGCAAUAGUGUAAAAAAAAAUUGUCAACUGAAUGCGCCACUUAAUUCAUAGACCUGUGGUUACAUGAAACUCCCGAAGUCAUCCAACCGUUAUAAUCAGGGUUGUAGUAGAGCGACCCUCCGCCACUUCUCAGAAUGGUGCUAUGUCUCGCAAGAUCACUUAAUGAUUCAUUAGUAAUCUACAUAACAAACCGAAUAUAAAAGCAUGAUAAUGUCAGGCUACUAAAAACACCAUGUCAUUCCUUAUGACAAUGUAGGAUGAUUGUGCUGAAAUGUUGCAUUUUUUUCUCAUGGGGUGGCUGUGUUUAACUCCAUCUGCUCUAAAAUUAGAUUAGUUCGGCCGGUUAGCCACCCUUACUGUACAUCAUUCAAGAAGAUCAGAAUGCAUAUUCCCAUGAAACUGAUUGGGAUCAAAUGGUUGGCAUGCAUGCAGCAUGGACGUUUCACCUGUAAAACGUGAAGAAUUAUCAUUCACGAUUGACAGUGAUGAUGGCCUAAUUUAUAAUAAGGUAGGCCUAAUUUGGUGUUUUAGGAUUUAGCUACUUACAGUUUGUGUAGGCAUAGGCAAUCAUGCAAUUUGGAUGAUGCAUUGUAUGUAUAUUCUAAAAUUAUUUUAUACAAUAGGCUUCAUGUCGGUACCAACUUUCAUUCAGAAAUGAUGGCUUAAUAAUAAUAAAAAUGGUGCUCCGGGAGACUACCUAAAAAAAAUAGCACUACACCACUGGUUAUAAUAAAUGUAAAGCAACUGCCAUGUGUGGUCAACUGAUAAUUGGGACAGCGUCAUUGCGCUGCUUUGAGACAAGCAUUGGAACUCAUCUUGAUAAUUCAAUCAAUGUCAGAUUUUUGUUUUCACUGAAUCUCCGUUUGGAUAUUUGGUCAAAAUGGUGUUGAGAAAUGGUAGCUAAGUGGAGGUGAGUUCUCAUGAUCAUUAGUCUAGCAAUUGAAAGCAAUGCAGAUCUGACACACAUAUUAGGCCUAUAGCCUACCUGAUGAGCUUCCCUGAUGUUUUCCUGAACUUUCCAAUACUUUUCUGAUGCAUUUCAGUCACUUAGCGUACUAAUGCGAGUACAAAUGUGUACACUUUUCCCAUAGGAUAUUCAAGUAAUUUGACAUAUUCUUAUUGUUUAAAAAGGUCAUAAGGCCUACAUCGUUUCAAUAACAAUAUAGCUGAAACCACUAUUGGCUUCAUUGACUUACUGAAUGUAUUAUCUUGUAAUUGUUGGCUAGGCUACUUGCUGAUAGAUUAUUUUAAAUAUUAUUGUAACAGUAGGCCUACCUACACAAUAUGGGGUUACUGACCACAACCCAUUGAAUUAACAAUAAAAAGUGUUGAUUAUUUGGCCUUGGGGAGAGCACAGCGCAUGAAAGAAAACAUAGCGCUGCAGGAAGGGGUGCUGGAAGUGUUGCAGAUAAAUUGAAAUACAUUUGCCAAAUUAUAUAAUUACUCCUGUCUCUAUAAAAAUAAAUGAAAUCAUUGAAAAUACUGCACCAGCAUAAUUUAGCCAGAGGAUCAAUAGCUUAUUUUUAUUUUUUAAUCUGUAGAUUGUGUUUUGUCACAUUAGAGCGCAUAGGCCUAGUCUACAGUCGGGAAUCCCGCAAUUGGGCAGCCCACCCGGAAAAUAUAAAACAGCUGAUUGUUAAGUUGUGUCUGUCAAUGAACAGCAGGCAGCAGCUAGAAGGUAUUUCGCAAUAUUUCAAAAUACAAUUGCGGGAAAAAGUUGGUACUAUCAUUUCCUCCUCAUAUUUUAGGCCUAAAAUCUGUGUAUCCACUAUUUUCAUUGGCCUAUGCUAUUGGUUGCUUUUAAGACAUGGGUUGUUGGUUGUAUUGAUCUCAGAGUCGCUUGUCAUUUUAAUCAUUUAUGUGGUAUAAAAAAAUAUUAUUGCAUUGUCUCCAGUCAUGUAAAAUGACGUAGAAUUGCAGGAAAUGAUUUUAGAAAGUACCUUUUUUUCUCGAACCCACAGGACUGAGCCCUGAAUGUUAUGAAACUCUGGUGACGGCCCUGAUUAUGAGUUCCUUUUGUCUGUGCGUCUGGUGGGCGAGACGGGUGGCAGCGGUGGGAUCCCUUUAUCUGUUUUUCUUUUACUGCGCUAAUUACUGUAGUAAUUAAUUUUUGUUUUGGAUCUCUCUCUGCAGAGCUCAGCGCAUAAUGAAUAGGACCAGGGAACUGAGGGAAGGAACGGCCAGGUCUGAGUGAACGAACAUCACCAUGACAGGGGAAGGGGCGACGGUGAUUGUUUAGUGGCGGCUGUUGGGGGACGGGGGACUCACAUUUUAUUCAGGCUAAUUCUGAGUGCACCCCUGGUCCCCCCCUCCCCCAUACUCCAACACUUCUCUCUCACACACAGGCACAGAGACACACACACCAUCCAUACAGGAAAUGUUUCCCUCCUCUCAUCUGGAAUACUAAAGCACAGUGUUCCUUAUUAGUGUUGCAACUCCUUCUGUUCAUUUCAACCCGUGGGCUGCUGCUGUGUUUCUGACUACUAUCCCACUUUUCUCAUCUUGAGCUGUGAGUUCCUAAGUGUUACUCUUGUGUGCGUGUGCGCGCGCGCAUUGCUCUCUCCUCAACAGCAGUAAUCUGAGUUUUCCCGUAGUGUUGCUCUCUGUUUUCAUCCCAGACACUAAGCUCCUGAACUCAGCAUAGGUGCUCUAGAGAUUAACUGUAAGCUCAUUUGCCACUUAGAGAUAGUCCUACAUAAAACGGACCCAUUCUUAUUAUAUUUCCGUUCUCUCCUCCAGAGGCUCCAGGUCAGGACUUUGUAACCCUGGACUACCGGCUGCGCUACUACCCCAGCAUCACCUAUGCGGUCAUCGGCAGCGCUGUCAUCUUCGUCCUGGUGGUGGCGCUGUUGGCCCUGGUCCUGCACCACCAGAGGAAGCGCAGCGUGUUGCUGCCCCGUGGGGUCCGGGGGUCCUCCCACCACCACCACCAGCCCCUGCUGCUGUCCCGCCUGGUCAUCCUAGACCGGGGACAUGUCCACCCAGCUGGCUCUGGCCUCUCCCCCACCUCCCCGUCUGCUGCGGCCCAGUACACUGCAGGUCCCCCAGGGCUACAGCUGCUGUCUGGGGCCCUCUACCCCGCUGGCAUGCCCAUGGACUCACCGCCUUCCUACUCCCAGGCUGUACUGGAUGUCAGGUAGGCUAAGAGUCCACUUGAGACAUACUGUGUAGUGUACUGGAGGGAGUAGUGUGAGGCUUAUUGUUUUGCCAACCGUAGCUUUGUCUAUUUAAAUGUGUUUGUUGUAUUGAUCUGUCUCUAAACUUAACUAAAUUAAUUUCAGAACAAUAGUAGCAUAAUUAUAUGUGCGCUCCUUUACAUAUCUAUUUCUCCUUCUCCAUCUCGCCUCCAGCCGGCCUCCGUGGUUCGACCUCCCACCGCCUCCCUACCUCCCAGAUGGGGUGGAACUGCCGUCAGAAGGUGACCUGCCCCAGUACGAAGCCCCCACAGUGCCCUCCACCCAGCCCAGCACACGCCCCUCUGAGCCCCCUACACCCAGAACUGUGGCCCCAGGCUUGUCCCGGCCUAGCCUCAGCUCCAGCGAGGAGUCGGACCAGUUGUAG
Coregonus sp. 'balchen' is the source of this 34256-nucleotide messenger RNA. Lineage: Eukaryota; Metazoa; Chordata; Actinopteri; Salmoniformes; Salmonidae. The record is from the annotation of a GenBank genome assembly.